UGUUACUCGUAAAUUGGUCGCACGGGUAGCGAGUGGUCAGUCAGUGCGCGCUUUAGACAGACGGAUUUAGAUAGCGAUAAAUGUGUAACGCCAGAUACGGGUUAUUUAUGCUACCUGACGCCGUACUGACGAGAAAACGCUCAUGCGACAUUUGAGGUAAACUAUUACCACUGAACUCGGGACACUGGGGUGAAUUUUCCCACUAUGUACUUUCUGUACGGUGGCAAUACAUGAUUUAUAUUAGGGUAAGGUUUCGUGCCAAGUAGCAAUCACCUUUUAGUAAGGACAGUGGUCGCAGUUAUUAUUCGAUAAAAGACAUAGCAUACGUUUGCUAGUUACUUGUGACCAGCGAGAAACCUGGUAAUGGCCAGUGUGCUAGUUUGGAGUUGGCUGUCCGUAAUAUUGUUAGUACGAAGAAAACGGUUGCAAAGCACUUCGCUGUGGUAACAGGAAUCGCUUGUAUACGUAGCACUUUAACGGAAGCCAAUGGCAUACCGACAUUUCGGCAACCUAACCGUUCCUUACGCGGUGACAAAGCGACGAGGGGCAAAGCUGACCUAGGUAAGAAAGACGUGCUGGAGUAGGAUCAGGUUCAACCUGUUCCGGCUAAGCAGAAGGACCGAUCCCCGCCUGCUGUUACGUUACCGCUGCGCGUCGCAUCCUAGCAGUGUUAAAAAGAGAGAUUCUAGUGCAUCUCAACUGCAAUAAGAUCGGCUGACAAAGCGGCCAAGCGGCCUAUGACUGCCAAAGGCAAUUGCAGUACUUGUAGCUUCAUCAUAGGUGCAACGAGUAGUGCGACCCUACUAGUAUUAAGUGUCUUCAGAAAGUUCGACUGGUGGGAUUUUAGCUGAAAGCUGCAGUCGAAGCUCAGAGGAAGACCUCUGUGAACGCGAGCACACAUAGGAGAUAAUGUGGGGAAUCGUACGUCCAGAAACAAGAACAAGUCCUGCAACGAAGAACUGCUAAAGUCGAAUGUAAAUUGCCACUUCCCACAAUUUAGCUUAGAAGUAGGUACUUGUGCACAUCAAUGGAAUGGGAAAUGAGAAAAAGCCUUCUUCGAGGCUUUGUCAGCCGCUGGUUUUUAUGCAAUUAAAAAGUAGGUGUUUCCACGCAGUGAAAACCCUCUUGACUUGAGCACAGAAGGAAUACGCUUUAUAAAGAGCCGUUAAUAUUAUAGUGCUACAAAAAGCUCUUUCAAUUACUCUGCUCUAUAAGUAAUCCACUGCGACACUUCAUGGCUUUUCUUAUACAAAUGACACGUCGAUAACCCUAGCUUACGUGGACUAGAACACAUUUACAGUUCGGCUACGUCGUUUUUACAUCUCUCAAAAAAGAUAAGAACACAUACGGGUUCUGUGUACACUGAUUAUUUAGUGCGUAUCAGAAGAUAGCGCGAAAUUGACAAGCUGAAACAGAUAACAACGUGCCAUGAUACGCUUCGAUGGCUACACGUUAAACAAUGCUGGACAAAGACCCAAUCAGAAUAUAUAUACUUCUAAAAUGCCGCUAAAUUAGCGUCAUCUAACAAUAGGAUCAUUUGCAUACGCUUGCUUAGGUCUCUACUCUAAGCUAGUAUGAAUCUAGCGAAAGUCGAAUUUUUCAACAGGCACCCAUCCUAUGGAGACAGUGGAAAAAGUUAUCCUGUGUGCCCUUUGUAGGUAUGCAGAAAUCGGUGAUAGCGUUACCUAAGUGAGCCAUUAUUAAUUUUCGCACACAUUGUCGCUAUCGUUCUAAGGAAUUGUUUUUAUUGACAAACCGUCAAGAAACGAAAAGCGUAGCUUCGCGCAAAUCAUUCAGUUGAGAAUAAUUUUCGAAUGUAUACGUACUCGUAACUCGGAUUAUUGAAAUAUCAUUGAUAUCGUACGUUGUGCCGUAUCCUUUACCGUUCAAUUCGCUAUAAACCGCGACACGCUCUACCCUAUCGGUAUAAAAAAGCAAGUGAUUUUUGUUGACGUGCAUUCAUUCCGCUCUCUCCACAUUGUUGUCUGUAUGUUGCACGCUGGCGUACCAUAUGCUAGUGCAUUAGAUACUUAUGACACAAUAGCUGCACACGGAUAACAGACCUGUCAUCUAGUUACUUAACGCUGUUAAUAGCAAUUGCAGCGCAAAAGGUUGAAGACCUCUAACAAUAUCGUGCACGCAUCUCGAGAAACCUCCUCCUUUUGGUCUAUGCCCCAGAAUGGAGCAACGUGGAGCUCGCGUUGUCCGCUUUAUGCACCAUACACUUGAACUAUCUGUUCCGUUUUCGCAUGGCACGUGAGUAUAGCUCAGCUUAGAGACUUUUGUUAGAAGUCGGCAAAAGUUUUCGACGCAAAUAAGCCCGCAGUCGUAGAAACUAUAAAAAGAUAUUUGUCCUUCAGAUGUGUGCGAUGAGUGUUUUAGGUAAACCCAUUUAAACGUUGCUCCCGGUACCGUUGCCUUUCAAUCAAGGCGUUAGCGUGUGUUUAAAGAACUUUUUUUCUGGAAACGCAAAUCCUGUCAUCGGAGUUGACAGGAACGCUGCAGGGCGCCGAUCAGCCGGCUUAGCGCGUAGUUGUUAUUUUUAAGGAAAACCUAGAUAUGAAAGAGGUUCAACGCCUACCGCAUUACAACCUACUUCACUGGUAAAUUUUGGCUGCCUUCUGGCUGCUGGUCGGGGCAGCACUGACGUGAUGCUACCUAGAGGCGUCGUUGAACACCGCCCUUCCCGGCUGCAGCCUCUUUCCCCCAGUUCAAGAGUGGAACGACAGCUUAACAAAGAACCUUUACAAAGACAGCAGUGUCCAAAUCCCUAUAGCGACAUCAGGACUACGAAGAUUCCGCUUGCGCGGCUCUCACGAUGAGUAUCGGAAUGUUGCUUAAGAAAAAGAAGUACCGUUUUUUGGUCGAUUGCACCAUCGAAGAGUUGACGGCUGUGCCAUACGUCAAUGCCAUUCUUUUCGCCAAGCUGCGCCUCCUCGAAGGAGGCACAUUUACCGAGGAAAGUCCGAGACUCGAGGUUUCCGACCAUUCCGUAAGAUGGCACAAAACGUUUUCAUUUCAAAGCAAAAUGACGGCGAAUGCGGCGACGGGCGUGCUGGACGCGUGCCACUGCCGCGUGUCCAUCCGCCGCGAGGCGCAGGGAGGCAAAAGCUGCCAUAAGCUCGGCUUUGUGGACCUCAACUUAGCUAGCUUUGCGGGUCAAGGCGCCACGACUCAGAGGUUCUUGCUUGAAGGCUAUCGCACAAACCACCGACAGGAUAAUUCGAUCCUGCGGGUAACGGUGAAUAUGACGCUAGUGUGCGGUGACCCGUGUUUCAAGACGCCAAGCCGUACAGCUGCGGGCGAAGGAGAUGGCAUCCAUACGAGCAGUAGCGCUUCCGCCGGUAAAGGUGGCGGCCAGCCCCCGCAGGACGGGGGUAGUCCGUCGCCCGAUUCGUCACCGCUGCAGGCCAGCAGGACACUUCUCGCCCCACCAUCGUCUGACGUCGAUUACAGCAGCCUGCCUCGCCGGCAAACCAACCCUACAGAUGGUUGUAGCAGUGGAGGAAGUAGCGCGGAAACACCGCCUCCGUCAUCCCAAUACCCGCUCCUUGAGCGGUUGGACAGUUGCUCGCUGGCGGGCACAUUGAGCCUUGCAGGUAGUGGAACUGCUGUCACGUCAUGUUGCGAGUCGGGAGCUGGUCUUCCGACUGCUGCCGAAUGCGGCUGCGCCGUUUCAGCUGGCGGGGCCUGUCCUGCAGGUCAGGGCGGCAAUCUUCACCAGCGUCAAGGCAGCGGAGACUCGAAUCAGCACCUGCGCAUUCACAGUUCGGGAUCCAGCCACUGUGACAGCGCCAGCGGUUCCCUUAAAGGCUCGAAGCGUAGCAGUCACAAGAACCCUCUUAAUGUUGUGGAAGAACGGGGCAACACAAAAAUGGACUCAACCAGAGUCGACCCUGAUGUUCUCAUUAAUCAGCUGAUCCUCUCUAGCAAGUUGUCCCCAUCUCCGGUUGGUAGCGGUGGUGGGGUCGUAUUGUGCCCUUCACCAUUACCCCUGGGGGGUACGCUCAGCAGCGGUCCUGAUUCGGGUGUGGGCAUUGAACAUGAGUCGGAACUAGAGGGUGGAUUGCGACUGGUGAUUGGACGGGACGGGGUGCCCGCAUUGACGGCGAAAGACCACCAUUAGUCACCAGAACCACCUUCGUCCCAGCUCCGAUGAAAACGAACAGCGACAGCAAUUAGUAGCUCAGAAAAACACAAAAAAUGAGACCACGUAUCCUUAUGGGCGCAAAGGGUAAAAGUACACACAUAAAAAAACACACACACACACACCCAUAUACAUGCCGACA
Messenger RNA from Varroa destructor (honeybee mite), 4289 nucleotides. RefSeq lists its product as uncharacterized. The record is from RefSeq and is a predicted model, not a curated record. Lineage: Eukaryota; Metazoa; Arthropoda; Arachnida; Mesostigmata; Varroidae.